UCAUCACUCCCACGCAAACCAAGCGCGCGCUUCAUUGCGAUGCAGUGCCCGAUUUUAUAAAAAUAAUCAAUGUAAAGUGUUUUUUACCGGAAAAUUGUGAAAGUUUAUGUGCAACGCUUGUCAGAAGAGGAAUAAUGUCCGGGAAGGAAACGGAAAUGUGCUCAAAAACGACCAUUCAAGAUCUUCCCGACGAGAUGCUGGAGCAAAUACUCCUGUUCCUGAGCCUCGACGAUCGCCGCUCGGCCCUUCAAGUCAGCCGCCGGUGGUCCACCCUGAAGCCGUUCGAUUGGUCCACGGUCCAGCUGGUGGUCGAUUUCGCCCGGAACACCGGUCAAGAGGGUAACUACCACCGGACGCUGCUGGCCAGUUCACGCCAGUACCGGCACUUGGUGUUCUAUUUUGGGUACGAUUCGGAGAAGUACGAACUGCUGGUGGACAUUCUGAGGCACUUCUGCCGGAAGGUGGAAACGCUGAAGCUCAUACCGAACAAUUUCGUUCCGGUAAAGUUGGCGCUGUUUGCAGAUAUUACGAAGCUUUGUUCAAAUCUCCGCCAUUUACACAUCGAUGCGUGCAAUUUCGACUAUAGUCGAGGGGAGUUGGAGUUUCAUCCGAUGGACAAGCUGGAGGAACUUUAUCUGGAGAAUAAUCUGCUCAGCUUGAUUCCUUCAAUGAAGGAUAUCACCCCCAACAUCACGCGGUUGCACAUGCAGAUCAGCUACUACUCGGAAGAGGCCCGGUUGUUCCUACGCUAUUUCAGCUCGCAGUUGGUCGAGCUGGAGAUUUGGUUUCUAUCAGAGGAUUACUUCCUUACGGUUUGUGAGAUGCAAUUUCCUCGUCUGGAAAAACUCAACUUCUACUGCGUCGAUUUGGAAAUUCUUCCAGGAGCAUCAGAAUUAGAGGUUGAGUUGAUUGAUCUGUUCUUCCAUCAACUACCGCUCUUAAGGGAAGUAACCCUGCGGUGUAACAUAGACGAUCGGGUUAUCCAGAAUCUUUGCCGAUCGUGUGUACACAUUCAGUUCCUAUGUCUCAGCUUGGAUUACUUCCUGCAGGACAGCUUUAGAGCCAUCUGUGAGCUAAAGAAUCUGCAGCACCUAAGAAUCGAAGAAGCAGCUGUUAAUGUUCCCUUAGAUUCGUACAUACCAACGAAAAGUCUUCAAAAACUCUCCCUUUACUCAACGCGUAUCGUCCACCAAGGCAAGUUCAACACCUUCGUCCAGUGUGCCUUCCCGAGCCUGGCGGUAAUGGAAAUGCUCCACCUGACGUCUCGCACCAACGAAGGACGCUUCUUCGAGCUGCAUGGCGCCAUUUGCUCCAAGAUUCCCUCCCUUCAACGCUUGGUCCUCAGCGAACCGGCCGCCAACAUAAUCCUGGGACCGUUCCUGGAAUUUUGCGCCACCCACGCCCCCAAGGAGCUCCGUUUCAAGUGCUGGAACAUACUGGACGUCUUCCCGGAAGAAGAAAUCCCCGCCACCCAGCAGAUUCCAGUACAAAAGCUGAUUCUGGACGCUCCGUUAAUUUCCCCUUCGGUGCUGCAGAAGCUGAUCCGUUCGAUGCGGGAACUGCGAUGGUUGGAGCUGGCAAUGGCCGAUUACUGCUCACCGGAAGUGAUCCGGUCGCUCAGGGAGCAGUUCCCUCGCUGCUACGUGGUGGCGCGACGGAAGGUGCUGAUUGAGGAACCGUUAUGACAGUGUUGGGAGCAGUGCAAGGACCGGUCGUUUAGGUAGAAGG
This is a messenger RNA of Aedes albopictus (Asian tiger mosquito), 1728 nucleotides long. RefSeq lists its product as uncharacterized. The transcript is spliced from 2 exons. NCBI's taxonomy places the organism in Eukaryota, Metazoa, Arthropoda, Insecta, Diptera, Culicidae. Gene Ontology annotation, molecular function: protein binding. The coding region runs from base 135 to 1685 and encodes 516 amino acids. The record is from RefSeq and is a predicted model, not a curated record.